AUGCUGUUGCUAUUGAUGGCUAUACUUUUUGAGCUGGUAUAUGGUACUUACACUAAUCAAGACAGAUUAUCAUCUGAUGCAAUGCUAGUUGAGAUUGUAGCACAUUCCAAGGAUUUCUAUUUUUCGAUAUUUGGCAAUGGAUUCAGAAUAUCUACUCAAGAUACAAUUAAAAAAAAUGGCGGAUGCUCAAAGUUUGUGGUUUAUAGAGGCAAUACGGCAAUUAUACAGGGCAAAAAGCGUCUAUGCAAAAGCAAAACAACAGCUGGUGUUGAUGUAUGCGGUACUAUGAAUGCAAAUACUUGGAGGGUGCUGAGGUAUAAAGGCAAAGAGUAUGUCAAGUUCAAAUACCCGAAUGAAAACAAAUGCAUCACAGCAACCAAGAUGUCCGAUGUCAACGGUAGAAAGGCCAAUAUUCAGGAGUGUAUUGAUGAUUCUGGAAUUGGAGAUAUAAGCCAAAGGUUCGUGAUUAACCGCUUGUACUAG
Ordospora pajunii is the source of this 483-nucleotide messenger RNA. RefSeq lists its product as uncharacterized. The record is from RefSeq and is a predicted model, not a curated record. Bases 1 to 483 code for a protein of 160 amino acids. NCBI's taxonomy places the organism in Eukaryota, Fungi, Microsporidia, Ordosporidae. The transcript has a single exon.